This is a messenger RNA of Aethina tumida (small hive beetle), 1347 nucleotides long. Its product is annotated as mitochondrial intermembrane space import and assembly protein 40-B. The coding region runs from base 140 to 577 and encodes 145 amino acids. Gene Ontology annotation, biological process: protein import into mitochondrial intermembrane space. Gene Ontology annotation, cellular component: mitochondrial intermembrane space. The record is from RefSeq and is a predicted model, not a curated record. Lineage: Eukaryota; Metazoa; Arthropoda; Insecta; Coleoptera; Nitidulidae. The transcript has 3 exons. Gene Ontology annotation, molecular function: protein-disulfide reductase activity.
GAGUAUAUCAAAAUUCGCAGCAGUCUGACCCUAUACAGCAGCAAUUAUUUCGAUCAACUUACGUCGUUCAAAGUACACAAAACCAGUCCAUUGCUUUUAGCAUUACAAUCUAAUAGCAGAAACUACACACAUUAGCAAAAUGUCUCACAGUCGAAGACUUGGUCCCAACAAAAAAGAUUUGGUCAUAUUCGCAUCCGCAGACGACCAUAAAGCACCUAGUAAAAUAAACUUGCCAGAACCUGAUCCCCAACCUGGAUUAAUAUUGCCCAAUGGUGACAUCAAUUGGAAUUGUCCAUGUUUAGGUGGUAUGGCCACUGGACCAUGUGGUGUCGAAUUUAGAAAUGCUUUUAGUUGUUUCCAUUACUCUGAAGCUGAACCUAAGGGAAGUGACUGCUAUGAUCUGUUUAAAACAAUGCAAGUAUGUAUGCAGAAAUAUCCUACACUCUACAACAAGGAUUUAGCAGAUGAUGAUGAGAUUAGUCAAAUAGCACAAGCAGAAAGUGAAGCAAGGAAGGAUGAAGCCAGUAACAAAGUUCCAGAGAAUGUUCCUGAAAACAAUCCGGGGCCAAGCAAAUAAUCACCUACACAACCGGGAAUCCGCUCUCCAUAUUGCUACAUCGACGCUCAGCUAAAAACAGUCCAGGAAUAAGAAGAACAUGGACAAAAGGAACCAGGAUCCCAAAAAUCUAGUACAUGCUACAGGGAAAUCAGUUCGAUUAUUAUUUUUAUGAGGUAUUCCUUAAUUCAUAGUAAAAAUAAUUCUCUAAAAUAUUAAAUUUAUUUAAAAUUAUGUAAUAGAAUAACUUACAAACAUAAUCAAAUGUUAAUAUGUUGCGUAGGACAAAUAUCUCCAAAAGGCAAAAGAUUUAACAAAUAAUACCAUAGAAAUUACCCUUAAAAAGGCAUAGAGGAGAGUUCUUUUUUGAAUUUUGAAUAAAAGGAUUUGUAUAACAGUCAAGAUGGUUGACUGUGGUUGUGGAUGGAGCAAUUUGGAAUACGCAGUUCGAAUUUGUAGUUUCAUUCGUAGUUCCUGAAGAUAUUUAUAUUCUUGUAGUAAUACACAGUUUCCCAAAAUGUCCACAUUUUUAUGGGAAGAAAAUUGUUAACUGUUACAUGUAUUGGACAUGGUUGAUUGACAAGUUUUACUAUAGAAUGAAUUACUUAUAACUGAAAUAUAAUCAACUGUGCCAAUUUCACUGUGAUAUUACAUUUAAGUAAGACUAUAAUGAAGUGGAUAUUUCGAGAUACUGAAUAUUUCUAAAAUACGUAACUAAAUUUAUAUUUAAGCAUAGUUCUAAAUUAACUAUUGUGAUAAAAAAAAAACUAAAUAAAGAUUAGGUAACUCAA